Nylanderia fulva is the source of this 1965-nucleotide messenger RNA. The record is from RefSeq and is a predicted model, not a curated record. Lineage: Eukaryota; Metazoa; Arthropoda; Insecta; Hymenoptera; Formicidae.
UUCCGCGACGAAAUUAGUCACGAGUGAGACGCGAAAGUAUAUACACGAGAAUAAUAAACACUGUCUUGUGUACACGAUAACAAACGUUUCAAAUUCUUAUUACUAGUGGCCAUUAUUUAUCGUGUCUACAUUUUCAAGAUUUAAUAGUUAAAAAUAUAUAAAGACUUAUUAACAAUAUUGUGAAAGAAAAAUCAGCAUAUUAAUUUAAUGAAAAUAAGGGCAUGUAACAAGAAUGUAAGUACAUUAAUCUAACAAAAGAAAAGAAACGACAAAACCUUCUUCGCGUUACGAGAAUACAUUUUACAUACAUCGUUUCUGAUAAAUGUGUAUGUAAGAGCUAUAUGCAAAUUUAAUCAUCGACACUAGCAUUCAACGUUACACCAGCUCUGUGAAGAAGAGAUAUAUUUAUUGGAAUAAAAAAAAGAUGGCUAGUUUUAAAAUUUCCGCACCGGGCAGAAUCGUCUUAUCCGGAGAACACUCGGCGAUGUAUGGAAAACGUUUUGUCAUGGCUGGUUUAGAUCUUCGUACCAACCUCGAAUUCUGCGAACUACCUAUGUCAGAAUUGAUUAAGAUAGAUUUUCCACGUGUUCAUCUACAGAACAGUAUACUUCACAGAAUUGUCGCAGACUAUUUUUCUCAUGAAAAGGUCUCAGAAAUUCGACCAUAUCCAAUCGAUUUACUCAGAUACGUGAAUCACUUUAUCGACAUGAACCAUUUGUGCGACACACGCGAGCAGAGAUUUAGCUUACAAAUGUUCUUCUACUUAUUUUGUAUGAUUAAAAAUCUCGCGAUAAAACCUUUUUACCUUCGCGUGUUUACGAAUUUACCCAGUAGUCCUGGUCUUGGCAGUUCGACAUCAUUCGCGGUUUGUCUGGCAGCAUGUUUUCUUCAUUGGAAGCGUUUACAGGAGGGUGAUGAUCAGUCUAAUGAAUUUAAUCAUAAUGAAAUCCGUAAAAUUAGAAAUUACGCUAAAUCCUGCGAAGAAAUUUUGCAAGAUCAUGUGAUUGCAGCGAUAGAUGCGCAAAUUUGCAUAACCGGCCGAUUAAAAUCCUGUCUACGUAAGAAUUAUAAAGAAUAUAUCACGGAGACCUUGUAUUCGAAUAUAGAAGUAAAGCUUCUAUUGAUUGAUUCAACUGUUCGCCAAAAGAGGGAAGAACGAGCGCAACAAAUAGCAGGGCUGACACAUUCACCUAGCGAUUUCAAUUCUAUGUUAAACAAAUUAGUCGAAAUGACAAAAACAAUAUUUAAAAGAUUUACUCAUAUUAGUAGUAUAGCUAAUAUCAACGAUUCUAAUGCCCAUGAGAAAGCUUACAAAGACUUGCAGGCAGACAUUAUGAAGAAUCAGCAACUGUUGAAGGAUAAUAAUUUGUCGCAUGAGGAAAUUGAUAGGAUUUGUUCGAUUGGAACUGACUUUGGUUUGGCAGGAAAGCUUACAGGUUUUGGAGGUGGAUACGUAUACUUUCUACUGCCACUAAUUACAAAAGAAGACAUCAAACGCAUAGAGACACACUUGUUGAAACAACAUUUCAAUUACAUAUUUGCCAACAUCGAUCAUAGUGGACUAAGAAUUGAUAAAUAAUUCUAUUCUAAAAUUAUAGCGAAUUUUAUAUAAAUGGUUAAAUAAUAACAACUAAUCAAAUAUAAGCAUAGAGCACAAUUAUUAAUUUAAUAAUUUAAUAAUCUUGUCUACGCAACCAAAACUAAAGUAGACCGCUGCCAUACAACACAAAAAAAUAUCUGCAAGUUUUGUAAGCAUUCUUAUGGGCAUUAGGAUAUUAGUUAUACUACUAAUAUAAUUAAACCUAUUAUAUAUUGUUUUAGCCAUUUCGACUAAUUUGUUUAGUGUAGAAUUUAAAUCGUCACGUAAGUUUCAGCUUUGCUAAUUGUUCCGCUUAUUCUUCCCUCUUUUGGCGCGAAUAGUUGUUACUAUUUAUAUAUAAUUAUUUAUAUAAAAUUAUUAUAAAA